CAAGUAAAUCAGUUAAAAUGUUAUAAAAUAUAAAAUAACCUCACUUUUUGGCCUAUUUUAACUACAGAGCAAGAUAAGAUAUCUAUGCAUGCGCACAUAAUAGUAUCUAUGGAACGUUAUAGAUAAAAUCCACAUAAUAUUGUUAAAUGAAUGCACGCCUACACUUUCUGUAGCCUUUACAUUUGAGAGCACUUAUUUUGUGUUACCAUGUUCAUACAUAACACGUUUUAAGUGAGAAAGAGUAAGAAACAACAGAAAAGAAAGAGAGAGUGUUCCCGCGAGUUUUGCCGAGUAUCUGGGAAUCAGUUCGUCGUUGCUGUGAACAUCAAUCAAGUUAACCUUUAGCCUAAAAGAAGAUGCUCACCGAAUCCAAAGUGUAGGGUGUCGUCUUUGAUUAUUCGAUUCAGGUGAUGUUUUGACUCACGAAAGCUUUCAUUCGACGCGAAUGAAAUAGACGCGCGCAUCCUGUAUACACAAACCCACCACCAUUGUGACGAAAAAAAAGUCUAAGCAGAAAGUGAUUGCGCCAGCAAGUGUAGAGAGAAAAAAAAAUACUGUUUAGACCAAUUCUCAAAUAAUAAUUAUUGCAAUGAGAUGAUUAAUAUCUUGAGAUACAUCUUAGCAUGACAGCAAGUGAAUAAACUUUAUGAGACUCGUCGUGUUUAGGGCGAUGUCAAACCGUCGCAGCUGGGUUUUUAACAUCCUGGAUUGGCUAUUUGUUGAGUCUGAAGUUUUUAUUCAUCUGAAACCAAAUUGCCUUGGACAAUUUUAAAUCUAAAAAAAAAGUAUAAUAUUAAAAGUAACUAAUGAAAGUCUACAAAGUUUAUUUGAUGGUUAUUGAGAGCAUAUAAGGAAAGCUAGAGAGCUAGUAAAUUCUAUUACCCGCCACAGGACGGGUGGUUAUGUUUCCCACUUUCAUCGGGAUUCUAGACAUACAAUCGUGGUGGGAGGUGCCGAGUAUAGCACACUUCUGCUCAUUAUUUAGGGCUGCCUUCAAUCUUCUGGACUUUGAUAUCGAGGAUCUUGAGGAAGCUCUUUUAACUGACGGUGGUUCUGAAGGACGUCUUCUUCAAGAAUUAAUUGUUAGACUUCUGGUGGGCUGCCUGCCCCAUGAUAGCCGCAAUGAUAUAUCUACUUUCAACUAUCAGAUGUUUUUACGUCGACUUUUUCGAAAGAAAUGUCAGGAAUAUAAAUGCGAAAAUCCAUUCAAUACCGAUGUAGAUUUCGAACUUCUGCCACUACGACAGAAAGUUGAAAUAUUGCGCGCGCUCUGCGACUUUAGGCUAGACGCCGAGGACGUGGAGUGUGCGCUGAGUAAUUUAGACUCGGACAGUCUUAGAGUUGAACCAUUGGGUCAUGACCGUAAGAAUUCUGCUUAUUGGUAUUUCUACGGGACUAGACUCUACAGAGAGGAUUACGUUGAAAGUGAGGACGGUACGAUUGCACAGAAACAAAAAGGUAGACCGCGUGAUAGAAAACGAAAACGACGACAGUGCAGGUCGGAGGUGUACAAGGUGGAGAAAGAAGAAGAAGAAGAGGAGAAAGAAGAAGAUAGUUUAGCUUGUGAUUUGGGUGCAGAGAAAUCACGGGAAACUGUUUGGCAAGUUAUCUGUUUUACUCAACAGGAUUGGACCCGUCUUGUUGACAAAUUUCGAGAUUCGGAAUACGAGCCUGAGAGAAAGCUUUUCCAUACAUUAGCUGAGGACUUUCUACCAGAGAUUCCAAAACUCUUUGAACUCAAGGAGAUACAGCAACGUCGUCGACUACUUCAACGUAAUAAUUCACGAGUACUUCAUAGUCCAGAGUUAAAACCUCUUGAAGAAACAAUAAUGGUUCGUGCUAAAAUGAAGUCUAAAAUUGGCAAAAGUACCAAGAAAAGUGGACAAAGUUCAAAAGCUGGUGAAAGUGAAGAUGAAGCGACACCGCCAUUGAUAUUACCUCCACAGAAAAAAGGCCGUCAAACGAAUAAUUCACUUGCUUCAGCUGUUGGACAAAUAGUCAUCCAUACUGGAGAUGAAGUUGAUAAAGUAGCAAAUAAAAAAGUUGGUAAGCAUGGUGCCAGUUAUGUGUCUUCAGGUUAUCCUUAUACAUUUGGCAUAGAAGAGGAAGAACGGCGGAUAGGAAUGCAUAAAGUGCUUGAAAGUUUAAAAGAUCAUGAAGAUGCCUGGCCAUUUAUAGAUCCUGUAGAUGAGGAAUAUGCGCCUAGGUAUUAUAGUGUUGUACGAAAGCCAAUGGAUCUUCGUAAGAUGGAGGAAAAACUUGAAGGUGGAUCUUAUAAAAAUCUUCAUCAAUUUAGAAGAGACUUUAGAUUGAUUGUUGAUAAUUGUAGACAGUAUAAUGGUUCUGAUAAUGAGUAUACCGAAAUGGCUGUUAAUUUAAAAGAAGCAUUCGACAGAGCUGUUGAACGUUAUCUUGAAUCUGAACCUUCAAGUGAUGAAUCUCCUUCUGCACCCAAAUCGCCAUCAAUAUCUUCCUCGCCUUACCCAUUACGUGGAACUUCACCAAGUUCUACAUUAAAUAGUUUAAGGAAACGUAACAAAAAAUCAAAUAAAAAAUCUAAAUCAAAUAAAAAUGAGAAAAAAACAAAAAAAACAAAAGUCAAAGACGAAGAAAAGGAUGAUUUUGAUGGUGAUUAUUACGAAAAUGAAGAAGAAGAAGAAGAAAAUAAAAGUUUAAGACCUCGAAAAGUGAAGAAAAGAACAAAAAGCAUGAGAGAAAAAGAAGAUGAUGACAUUGACGAUGAAGAUGAUAAUCAUGAAGACGGUGCAAUAUCUGAAAGUGCUGUGAUAAAGUCUAAGCGAAAAAAAUAUGGAGAAGUAGAGAAGUUGUUACCGAAAGUUAAAAAAUUAUCGGCCAAAGAAGAGGAGAAGGAUGAAGAAGUAAAAUUAAAAGGAGGUGGUAGUAAAAAAGGGCAAAAAGAUAAUUCUGUAAAAAAUUCAAAGGAUCAUAAAGAGAAUUUAAAAAAGAAAGAAAACUUUGAAGAGUAUCAUGAGCCUUUGGAAACUAUUAAAAGUAAAAGCAAAAGGAUAGAACGAAAAGGUACGGAGAAGAAUGCUACGCUUAUAGAAAAAAUAAAAAAGGGUAAACAGAAAAAGCAAAUAGAUGAAGAUGAGAAUGACAGGUAUUCAGAUAUCGAAGAAAAUAGGAAGCAAAAUACUCUAGAUAAAAAAGGUUGGAAUAAAGACAAAAAUGAUACAAAAACUAAAAGAUUGGAUGAUAAAAUUGAAGAGAAAGAUUCUUCUGGGAUCAAAGAUAAAAAAUCCAAAAAUAAAAAGAUUAAUAAUGAGCUUACAAAAAAUGGUAAAGUUAAUAAUGAUUACAAAAAAGAUCGUAGGAAAGAUGAAACUACAAUUAAAUUUGAUUCUUUAUUAACUAAUAAGGAUCUUGAAUCGCUAGACAGUUUAAAAGAUCGAAUAAGUGAACGCAGUAGGCGUGAAGAGAAGUUAAAAUUAGAAAGAGAUAAAUUAAAAAAGACUUCCAAGAGUGAGCUUCAUAAGAAAAAAGUGCCUUCUAACGGUAAUACCUUUCACGACAGUGAUAAGGUUAAUAUAAAACGAACAAAAAUGAAAAAAGUAGGAAAAGAUAAAAAGAUAAGUACUGAAAAGGAUCAACAGGUUGUGGAGACCAAGAAUAAACCAACAAAGCACAAAGGAAAAGUUGAAAGUCCUGUAAUUCAAGCAUUAAAUCAGGCAACAGCACAAACUUUGAAUGAUAUUAAUAAGUGGCUUGAUGAUACUCCACCAGUUUCAGAGUUUAACUCUAAGGAUGUCCCACCAUUGCCCGUUUUAACAAAUGAUCAACAACGAUCAGGACCUAAGGCUCCUGAUCCACUGAGAAAACGUCCAAGUAUAAUGAAAUUUUUUGGUCCUCAUGGUCCGCCAAAACCAAAAAAAGUCCAAAGAACUAUAGAUCGGUUACAACCUGGUAAAAGUAAAGGAAAUCUUUUACUCAAAAAACCUCUAGGAAGUAAUGGAAAUACUUCUGACAGUUCAGUUAAAGAGACUUCAGAUGUCAGUCAAUCUCGUGAUGUUUCUGAUGAACCUAAAUUGAGUCUUGGUUCCGUUUUAAAAAAUGCUGAUUCUAUACAACUCAUCUGCAAGUCUUUAGUAUCUUCACCUGGUACUAACUUGUCAAACGAAGAUGAAGAUGAUGAUCGAUCAGCAGUGUUAAAUUCUUCAGUUUCUUUGAAAGAAGAUAAAUCACAAGAAUCAACUCAAGAAGCUGUGGCUCCAAAGACUCAAAUAGAAGUCACAAACGAUAUUAAAGAUUUGGAAGAGUCUCAGAAGCCCAAGUCAACGACACCAAAUUUAAGUGCUUGGUUUAAAGCUUUUGGUGCGCCGAAAUCUAAAAAAAAGGAAGAAGAUGAAGAAAUUAAAAAAGAAGAAUCACAAGAAACAUUACCUCAUAGACAAAGAAGACACAGUGCUGGUGGAAGUAGCGUGAGUGAGUCUGUGUCAAGUUUUUCUCAAGAAUCACCACCAGGACUGAGUGUUAGAUCACCACAAACACAAUCUACAAUUCCAACACCAAAUAUCGAACAACCAGUUCGUGCUGGGUUUUACCAAGACGCUUUAUCAGUUGGAAGUAGUCCUUAUAAUAGUCCAUAUUAUACUACACCUCCCAGAUAUAGUGCGCAACUUCCUCCAACGCCGUCCCCACAAAAUCAUCCCCUUUCCCCAGCGUAUCCAUCCUCUGCGGCUUACGAACAAAGUCCUUUAUAUCCUGCGGCGUCUCAUCAAGUUUAUCAAAAGCCUCCAAGUGUUGAAAAUUCAAGUGAAUCCUUUAAUUACUAUCCUCAAAAUUCUCCUCAGGGUGAUAUUUACUCUCAACAAUUAUCAAAUAGUCCAAAACCAUCACCUGUUUAUCCUCAAGCUUCUCCUCAGGCUGCCUCUGUUUACCAAAACUCUCCUCAACCUACUCCUCCGAAUUAUUCACAACAUUCUCCACAACAACCACCAACACCAAAUUAUUCUCAAACUUCUCCACAGCAACCAGCUGUUGCACAUUACUCACAACCUUCACCUCAACAAACUUCAUCUAAUUAUUCACAACCUUCUCCUCAACCACAACAACAACAUUCUCCAUAUUCUCAUCAACCAUCUCCACAACCACCUGCAAACUAUUCACAACCGUCUCCACAACCACCUGCUAAUUAUUCUCAACCAUCUCCACAACCACCUGCAAACUAUUCUCAACCAUCUCCUCAACAACAAACUGCUCCAUAUUCUCAACCUUCUCCAAAACCUCCACCAAAUUAUUCCCAAGUUUCUCCUCAAGCGACAUCAUCAUAUACACAACCUUCUUCUCAAUUUAAUCAAUCAUCUUCGAGUCAACCUUCUGCUAACUAUUCUCAGCCAUCACCACAACCACUUCCAAAUUAUUCUCAACCUUCACCUCAAUCUCAUAAUUUCUCUCAACCAUCACCUCAACCUCCCAAGACUUAUACUCAACCAUCACCUCAACCUCCCAAGACUUAUACUCAACCAUCACCUCAACCUUCCAAGACUUAUACUCAACCUUCACCUCAACCGAUGCCUAUUUAUUCUCAACCAUCUCCUCAAAGUCACAAUUAUUCGCAACCCUCGCCGCAAACGCCUUCGAAUUAUUCGCAACAUUCACCUCAACAAUCUACAACAUCAGCUACAUCAUAUCCAACUCCAUUAUCACCGCAGCCGCCAAGAAAUUAUUCUCAACCAAGUUCUCAAGUUGCUUCAACUAAUUUACAACAAGAGUCAAGACAGUCUGCUGCAUAUUCUCAACCAUCUCCAAGACAAACUACUCAGAUUUAUACACCACCAGAAAAACCGAGUGAAGAAUAUCAUUCGACAACACCAACAUAUCCACAAGGAAUAAAGUCAAAUCAUAAUCCUUACGUUCCACCAACUGGAAGUAUUUCUGAAACUGAAAGACGAGCACCAGAAUAUUUUAAACCAGAGGAAAAAAUUCAAAAUAUCGAUACACCUCUUGGACUUAAUAGUAAUCAUCAAGUUUAUCAUCAACCUAAUCAAUUUACACCAUUAUAUCCAUCUAGUAAUUAUUCAGUUAAUGAUCGAGUAUCUGGUCCUUCGGUUUCGGAUCCGCAAAGACCUGCUUCGAGUACUCAGGAAUCUCAACAACCACAAGAACGUGUCUUUGAUCCUUCUCAAAGUUUAAAAUAUUCUCAGCAUCAAGAUCAACCACAAUUACUUGCGUUUCAGCAAAAUUUACCUACACAUGAGUCAAUUUAUCAAUCAUCAUCAGGAUUUCAGGCACCACCGUAUUCGUUACCUAACACUACAUGUAGGCAAGUUUAUCCAGGUUCUCAUUACUACGAUACAAGCACUAAACCAGCACCACCAACGUCAGUUUCAUCAACAUUACCUCCAGUUAAAAAACGAAUGUACAACGAACCAAGUGAUAGGAAUUGUAUUACUUCAGAAUCACGAUCAGGACAAGAGCAAUUUAGUUAUGAUCAGAUGAUGACAUUAACAACAUCAUCUGAAUCUUCAAUAGUUCCUGGACAAUACGAAAGUUUUGGUCCAUUAGCAGACUCUGUAGCUGGAAAUCCAGCCUACGCUAGAUUAAGUUUAGGACUUGUCGGUCGAAGUUCUAAAGAUCAACAACAAUUAUUAUCAAUUCCUAGACCAUCUAGUAAAGAUCCUCUAGUUUAUUCUCGUGCUCCGGGUGCUUCAGAUUAUGAUUUGAAUCUUCUCCAAAGUAUGCAAAGUACGAAAUCUAUAUCUACGAUGCAGUCACCGCGGCGAGAAUCUUCGAUAUCAUCUGUACAAGCUCCAAAAGUGAAGAAAAGUAGAAAGAAAGCUGCUCAAGCACAAUCAACGCCUGUUGCUUCAGCACUUGAUCAAUCUUUGCCAUCCUUUUCUCAAUACCCAACAAAUCCUGCCGAUGUUGUUGGUUUAAAAAAUGCAUCUUCAGUAGUUCCACCAGUUUCUAGUGCAUUCAAUUUUACUCCUCCUGGUCCAACGAAUAGCUCUCCAUUCUAUGAUAAAGAUGCUUCAGCAGCUGCAGCUGCAUUUGCAUUCUUAGAUGAAUUUAGAAAUCCUAGCUAUUACACUAUUUUGAGGCAACAGCAGCAGCAACAACAGCAACAACAACAACAAUCAACACCUAUGACAGAGUCAGCACAACAAGCUAACAAAUUGAACAAUCAACCUAGAAACUAUCCUCACCCGUUUCUUCAUUCUACUCAGAGAUCAGCACCUUAUGGACCACCACCUGUUUCUUAUGUCCCUCCUCAUGGUCCUAAUCUUGGUGUUGAUCCAGCUGCUUAUCAACAAUAUUUACAUUCCCUAUAUGCUCUCCAACCACCUUCACAUCAUCAUAGACCAUCAUGGCUUUAGUAUUCAAAGCCAAGAAAUUAAUUGUAAUAUUAAGUUCAUUUAUUUGUCUACUAAUGAUUAAAUUAUUGAUUUUUAUUUAAGUAAUAUUACAAGACGACAGGUUUAUUACUGAAGGUGACAGUAUUGUUAUUUUACUUCUCGUAAUAUUUUUUAUACAAAGAAAAAAAAAUAGAAAGAAAAAUAUCAAACGGGCUCUCUAACAAUGCAUAUUGUCACACGUAAGUUGUCGAUCAUUUUUUGUAUCUUUCUUUACUUCUUGAAGUAUCACAUACUAAUAAUAUUUUUGUUUUUUUAAUACACUUCAAUGAUUACAAAGUUUUCUGUAUGCAUUUAUUAUAUAUAUAUAAAAAAAAAAGAAAGAAAAAUAUAUGAUAAAUUUUAUUUGUUAUAACCAUUUUUCAUUGUUAUGAUCAAUUGCAUUCUUUCAUGUGAUCAUUGAAAAGUAUGACUAAGCCU
Messenger RNA from Chelonus insularis, 7793 nucleotides. RefSeq names its product dikar (gene dikar). The coding region runs from base 903 to 7337 and encodes 2144 amino acids. Lineage: Eukaryota; Metazoa; Arthropoda; Insecta; Hymenoptera; Braconidae. The record is from RefSeq and is a predicted model, not a curated record. The transcript is spliced from 6 exons. Gene Ontology annotation, cellular component: CERF complex. Gene Ontology annotation, biological process: chromatin remodeling. Gene Ontology annotation, molecular function: protein binding.